AUGUGGAGUUCUGAGGAGUUUGGCGCUUCAAACAUAGAUUUGGAAGUCAUCAGCAUUCAAAUGGUAUUUAAAACUAUGGGGCUGGAUGAGAACAGUAAAGGAAUUUCUGUAGAUGGAGAAGUGAGGCGAAGACAGAAUACUGGGGAACUGCAGUAUGAAACUGUGGUCCCACUUGAAGAUUCUAUUGUGACUGAGGUUACAGCAACUCUACAAGAAUGGGCCAGUCUGUGGAAACAACUCUAUGUGAAACACAAAGUAGAUCUUUUCUACAAGCUACGCCAUGUGAUGAAUGAACUUAUUGACCUUCGAAGGCAGCUACUGUCUGGUCACCUCACUCAGGAUCAGGUGCGGGAGGUUAAGCGGCAUAUCACCGUGCGCCUGGACUGGGGUAAUGAGCAUUUGGGCCUGGACUUGGUGCCUCGAAAGGACUUUGAAGUAGUGGAUUCAGACCAGAUUAGUGUCUCAGAUCUCUAUAAAAUGCACUUAUCUAGCCGGCAGAGCGUACAGCAAAGCACAUCCCAGGUAGAUACGAUGCGCCCACGUCAUGGAGAAACCUGUCGGAUGCCAGUGCCACAUCACUUCUUCCUCAGUCUGAAGAGUUUCACCUACAAUACCAUUGGAGAAGAUACUGAUGUCUUCUUUUCCUUAUAUGAUAUGAGAGAAGGCAAGCAGAUCAGUGAGCGGUUUCUGGUGAGACUGAACAAGAAUGGUGGGCCAAGGAACCCAGAGAAGAUAGAACGAAUGUGUGCCCUUUUUACAGAUCUGAGCAGCAAAGAUAUGAAGAGAGAUUUAUAUAUAGUUGCGCAUGUGAUACGAAUAGGCCGGAUGCUCCUGAAUGACUCAAAGAAAGGCCCUGCUCACCUGCACUACCGGCGACCAUAUGGCUGUGCAGUCCUAAGCAUCCUGGAUGUUCUACAGUCGCUCACAGAAUUAAAGGAAGAAAAGGACUUUGUUCUUAAGGUUUACACGUGCAACAACGAGAGUGAGUGGUCCCAGAUCCACGAGAAUAUCAUCCGCAAGUCCAGCGCCAAGUAUUCUGCUCCUAGCGCCAGCCAUGGUCUUAUCAUCUCUCUGCAGCUUCUCCGUGGAGAUAUGGAACAGAUUAGGAGGGAAAACCCCAUGAUAUUUAAUAGGGGAUUGGCAAUUACAAGAAAAUUGGGAUUUCCUGAUGUCAUCAUGCCAGGUGAUAUCCGCAAUGACCUGUACCUAACCUUGGAGAAGGGGGAUUUCGAGAGAGGGGGAAAGAGUGUACAAAAGAAUAUUGAAGUGACCAUGUAUGUGCUUUACGCAGAUGGAGAAAUACUGAAGGAUUGUAUAAGCUUGGGUUCAGGAGAGCCGAACAGGAGUUCCUACCACUCCUUUGUCCUCUACCACAGUAAUAGUCCUCGCUGGGGAGAAAUUAUCAAAUUGCCCAUCCCCAUUGACCGGUUCCGGGGCUCCCACCUGCGCUUCGAGUUCAGACAUUGUUCCACAAAGGACAAAGGGGAAAAGAAACUCUUUGGCUUUGCAUUCUCACCCCUGAUGCGGGAUGAUGGCACCACUCUCUCAGAUGACAUCCAUGAGCUCUAUGUGUACAAGUGCGAUGAGAAUAGCACGUUUAACAACCAUGCUCUGUACCUGGGCUUGCCCUGCUGCAAAGAGGACUACAAUGGCUGCCCUAACAUCCCCUCCAGCCUCAUCUUCCAGCGCAGCACCAAAGAGUCUUUCUUCAUUUCCACACAGCUCUCCUCCACCAAACUCACCCAGAAUGUGGACCUCCUUGCUCUGCUGAAAUGGAAAGCUUUUCCAGACCGGAUCAUGGACAUACUAGGGCGGCUGCGGCAUGUCAGUGGAGAAGAAAUUGUUAAGUUUCUGCAGGACAUCUUAGAUACACUCUUUGUGAUUUUGGAUGAUAAUACAGAGAAAUAUGGCCUGUUGGUGUUUCAGUCUUUGGUAUUCAUCAUCAACUUGCUCAGAGACAUCAAGUAUUUCCAUUUCCGGCCUGUAAUGGACACAUACAUCCAGAAGCACUUUGCUGGAGCCCUGGCGUACAAGGAGCUCAUUCGCUGUUUGAAGUGGUACAUGGACUGCUCAGCAGAACUGAUUCGACAGGACCACAUUCAGGAAGCCAUGAGGGCCUUGGAGUACCUUUUCAAGUUCAUCGUGCAGUCCAGGAUCCUGUACUCCCGAGCCACCUGUGGGAUGGAAGAGGAGCAAUUCCGGUCCAGCAUCCAAGAACUUUUCCAGUCCAUCCGGUUUGUGCUCAGUCUGGACAGCAGAAACUCAGAAACACUCCUUUUCACUCAGGCUGCACUCCUCAAUUCUUUCCCAACCAUCUUUGAUGAGCUGCUGCAAAUGUUCACCGUGCAGGAGGUGGCAGAGUUUGUAAGAGGGACUCUGGGGAGCAUGCCCAGCACUGUGCACAUUGGGCAGUCAAUGGAUGUGGUGAAGCUGCAGUCCAUCGCCAGGACCGUGGAUAGCCGCCUGUUUUCUUUCUCAGAAUCCCGCCGCAUCCUGCUUCCUGUGGUUCUCCAUCACAUUCACCUUCACCUGAGGCAGCAGAAGGAGCUGCUGAUCUGCUCAGGGAUUCUUGGCAGCAUCUUCUCCAUCGUCAAGACCAGCUCUCUGGAGGCAGAUGUCAUGGAGGAGGUAGAAAUGAUGGUGGAGAGCCUCCUGGACGUGCUCUUGCAGACUCUGCUCACCAUCAUGAGCAAAUCGCACGCUCAGGAGGCGGUAAGAGGGCAGCGGUGCCCGCAGUGCACAGCCGAGAUCACUGGUGAGUAUGUGUCCUGCCUUCUCUCGCUGCUCCGCCAGAUGUGUGACACCCAUUACCAGCACCUCCUGGACAACUUCCAGAGCAAAGAUGAACUCAAGGAAUUCCUGCUGAAGAUUUUCUGUGUGUUCCGGAACCUGAUGAAGAUGAGUGUCUUCCCUCGGGACUGGAUGGUGAUGAGACUUCUCACAAGCAAUAUUAUAGUCACUACUGUCCAGUACCUGUCUUCUGCACUGCACAAGAAUUUUACAGAGACAGACUUCGACUUUAAGGUGUGGAAUUCUUAUUUUAGCCUGGCAGUUCUGUUCAUAAAUCAGCCAAGCCUUCAGCUAGAAAUCAUCACUUCAGCCAAGAGGAAGAAGAUUAUAGAUAAGUAUGGGGACAUGCGUGUGAUGAUGGCUUAUGAACUGUUCAGCAUGUGGCAGAAUUUGGGUGAACAUAAGAUCCACUUUAUUCCGGGAAUGAUUGGUCCUUUUCUGGGUGUGACACUGGUCCCACAGCCAGAAGUACGGAACAUCAUGAUUCCCAUCUUUCAUGACAUGAUGGACUGGGAGCAGAGGAAAAAUGGCAACUUUAAACAGGUGGAGGCUGAGCUGAUUGACAAGCUGGACAGCAUGGUGUCAGAAGGGAAAGGCGACGAGAGUUACAGAGAGCUCUUCGGCCUGCUAACCCAGCUGUUUGGGCCCUACCCCAGCCUACUGGAGAAGGUUGAACAGGAAACAUGGCGUGAAACCGGCAUUUCCUUUGUGACCUCAGUCACCCGCCUCAUGGAACGCCUUCUUGACUACAGGGACUGCAUGAAAGGAGAGGAAACAGAGAAUAAGAAGAUUGGCUGCACUGUUAACCUGAUGAACUUUUACAAAUCUGAGAUUAACAAAGAAGAGAUGUAUAUCCGCUAUAUCCAUAAGCUUUGUGACAUGCAUUUGCAGGCUGAAAACUACACAGAGGCCGCAUUCACUCUGCUCCUCUACUGUGAGCUGCUGCAGUGGGAAGAACGGCCACUUCGGGAAUUCCUCCACUACCCAUCCCAGACAGAGUGGCAGCGGAAAGAGGGACUGUGCCGCAAGAUCAUCCACUACUUCAACAAAGGCAAGAGCUGGGAGUUUGGAAUCCCACUGUGCAGGGAGCUGGCAUGUCAAUACGAGAGCCUCUACGAUUAUCAGAGCCUCAGCUGGAUUCGGAAAAUGGAGGCCAGCUACUAUGACAACAUCAUGGAGCAGCAACGCCUGGAGCCUGAGUUCUUUCGAGUCGGCUUCUAUGGCAGGAAGUUUCCUUUCUUCCUUCGGAACAAAGAAUACGUGUGCCGGGGCCAUGACUACGAGAGGCUGGAGGCCUUCCAGCAGAGGAUGCUCAGCGAGUUCCCACAGGCGGUCGCCAUGCAGCACCCCAACCACCCUGAUGAUGCCAUCCUGCAGUGUGAUGCCCAGUACUUGCAGAUCUAUGCGGUGACGCCCAUUCCAGAUUAUGUGGAUGUCCUGCAAAUGGAUAGGGUCCCAGAUCGCGUCAAGAGCUUCUACCGUGUCAACAAUGUGAGGAAGUUCCGGUACGACAGGCCUUUUCACAAAGGCCCCAAGGACAAGGAGAAUGAAUUCAAGAGCCUGUGGAUCGAGCGUACCACACUGACCCUCACCCACAGCUUGCCUGGCAUCUCUCGGUGGUUCGAAGUGGAGAGGAGGGAACUGGUGGAGGUGAGCCCUCUGGAGAAUGCCAUCCAAGUGGUUGAGAACAAGAACCAGGAACUACGGGCCCUGAUUAGCCAGUAUCAACACAGACAGGCACAUGGCAACAUCAAUCUGCUCAGCAUGUGCCUGAAUGGCGUCAUCGAUGCCGCUGUCAAUGGAGGUGUCGCAAGAUACCAAGAGGCCUUCUUUGACAAAGAUUAUAUUGCCAAGCACCCAGGAGAUGCAGAGAAGAUCACCCAGCUCAAGGAGCUCAUGCAGGAGCAGGUCCAUGUCCUUGGAGUUGGGCUCGCAGUUCAUGAGAAGUUUGUGCACCCAGAGAUGCGCCCUCUGCAUAAGAAACUAAUUGAUCAGUUCCAGAUGAUGCGGGCCAGCCUCUACCAUGAGUUUCCGGGUUUGGACAAGCUAAGUCCUGCAUGUUCAGGCACCAGCACCCCACGGGGAAAUGUCCUAGCAUCCCAUAGUCCCAUGAGCCCUGAGAGCAUCAAGAUGACCCACCGGCACAGCCCCAUGAACUUGAUGGGCACAGGUCGCCAUUCGUCAUCCUCUCUCUCCUCACAUGCAUCUAGCGAAGCAGGAAACGUGGUGGUUCUGGGUGACAGCUCCAUGGGCGAGGCUCCCGAGGAUCUAUACCACCAUAUGCAGCUCGCGUAUCCCAACCCCAGGUACCAGGGCUCAAUCACCAACGUCUCUGUUCUGUCCUCGUCCCAGGCAAGCCCUUCUUCCUCCAGCCUGAGUUCCACUCACUCAGCACCAUCCCAGAUGAUUACCUCUGCCCCUUCCAGUGCCCGAGGCUCUCCCUCUCUGCCAGAUAAGUACCGCCACGCCCGGGAAAUGAUGUUGCUGCUGCCCACACACCGGGACCGCCCAAGCAGUGCCAUGUAUCCAGCAGCCAUCCUGGAGAACGGACAGCUGCCAAAUUUCCAGCGGGCCCUGUUCCAGCAAGUGGUCGGAUCCUGCAAACCCUGCAGUGAUCCCAAUCUGUCUGUGGCUGAAAAAGCAGUGCCAGCAGCCCCCAGCAGCUGGAGCCUGGAUAGCGGAGCCCGAGAGGCCCAGCCCUUCCUGUCUGCCCACAUGGGGCGCAUCCUGGCCCCCCCAGUGCCUCCCCGAAGCCUGCUGCAUGGUCAUUACUCCCUACACUUUGACGCCUUCCACCACCCCCUGGGUGACACCCCCCCGGCCCUGCCUGCCCGGACUCUGCGCAAGUCUCCUCUCCACCCUAUCCCAGCCUCCCCCACAAGCCCCCAGUCAGGUCUGGACGGCAGCAACUCUACACUGUCUGGCAGUGCCAGCAGCGGCGUGUCCUCCCUGAGCGAGAGUAACUUUGGGCACUCCUCAGAGGUCCCACCUCGAACUGACACCAUGGACUCCAUGCCGAGCCAGGCCUGGAAUGCAGAUGAAGAUCUUGAGCCACCCUACCUCCCUGUCCACUACAGCCUCUCUGAGUCCGCCGUUCUGGACUCCAUCAAGGCCCAGCCAUGCCGAAGCCACUCAGCACCGGGGUGUGUCAUCCCUCAGGACCCCAUGGACCCACCUGCGCUGCCACCCAAGCCCUACCACACCCGCCUGCCAGCCCUGGAGCACGAUGAAGGCGUGCUGCUACGUGAAGAUGCUGACCGGCCUCGGGGCCUGCACCGCAAGGCCUCGCUGCCCCCAGGGAGCGCCAAGGAAGAGCAGGCCCGCAUGGCCUGGGAACAUGGCCGAGGGGAACAGUGA
This is a messenger RNA of Puma concolor (puma), 6147 nucleotides long. NCBI's taxonomy places the organism in Eukaryota, Metazoa, Chordata, Mammalia, Carnivora, Felidae. The record is from RefSeq and is a predicted model, not a curated record.